UACAUUUCUUCCUUUACGAUAUAGGUAAAAUAGAACCCGAUUACAUAUACAAUUGACCUAUUAUAUCAAAUCUUGUAUUUGAAGGUUUGGAUAGAUUAUUUCAAUGUGCAAAUAUACAAGGGCUCCGAUCUACCGUGGUUUUGGACGAUUGCACAUUGAAUAAAGACAGAAUAAUUUGAUUCAAGUAUAUCUGGAAUGCAUCAGCCAUUGAAAUGUAAUAUCACAAAUACUAUGGACAGUUAUAAUGUAUCCAUGUUGAUUUUGAAAGGUUAUUUUUAACAGACAACUAUCAUGAAUAUAAACCAGAACGCCUUCCUCUUGUGCCCGAUUUGUGAAAAGGAGUAUGAUGACAGACGCGGUGCUCCACGUGUACUACCAUGCCUACACACGUGCUGCUCAACGUGCUUACAAGAUCUGUUAAACGACAACGAACUAUGUUGUCAAGAAUGCCAAACUCGUUUUGACAAAACUUUUGAUGGAGUUGAGGCCUUUCCAUUAGACACUGCCAUAAGAAACUAUUUAGAUUUUAUUAGGGUACAGCUUCGACCUACAGAGGUUCCUUGUACUGACUGUCCAGAUGAAGCAAAUGCGCAUGCAUUUUGUCGGGACUGUUUCCUAUUUAUAUGCCAUGAAUGUACACGUGCUCAUAAAAGAACGCACGUAACAAAGAAACAUAUUUUAGUAUCUAUAGAAGAUAUGCGAGAAUGUGACCUUCGUGAUUUUCACCGAAAAGACACAUGUCAAACAAAGGGACACGAAGAACAGAUAUUUACAUUCUACUGUGAUAAACGAGGCUGCGAUGUACCAAUUUGUACCCUCUGCGCAGUCUCAGACCAUAACCAACAGCACGGUCAUAUCAUUCGUAACUUGAGCGAGGUUUAUGAAGAUAGCAAAUCAACCGUUCAUAACGUUAUCCGAGAAAUAAACAACAGGGGAAAUCCAAUGUCUGAAGCUGUAUCACAAUUCGAAUCUGUAGUGGACGAUUUGACCGAAAAGGAAUCGGAAAUAAACCAUGAAAUUGAUUCCAUAUUUGAUCGAUUUCAAAAACUGUUAGAAGAGCGAAGAGAAAGGCUUCACAGAGAAGUAGAACACCAUUGCCAAUCUAGAAAACGUGAACUAACGGAAAAAGUCUCGGAACUAAAAAGUUACUCAACUAAUGUUAAAACUGCCGUAGAAUUUGCUACCAGAGUCAUGUCGUAUACCACUGCGUCAGAAUUCCUCGUGUUACGUGAUGUGUUACUAAAGAGAAUUUUAGAGUUAAAAAACCACAAGGUCUCCAUUCCAGCAAAAGAUGAUGUGGCACUGAGAUUUUAUCGUGGUGCCUCCGACGAAUCAUUUGCAGAUUUGGUCAAUGCUAUCGGAAAGGUUGUAACAAAGGACUCGUCCAAUUCUCCAGAAACUGUUAACUCAAGCUUCCAAAGUGAAAGCUAUAGAAACUCUAAACGAAGUAGUUUUAGUGAUUUUCAGAUCGAAUUGCAGAAAGAUUUCAACACUUUGAACAGUUUGAAUAAUUCUCCUUCUUUAAAUGAACAACAGGGAUCAAAAUCAUCUGAUUAUCGAAUGCAAAAAACAAGUUACCAGUCAACUAAACAAAGCAUGUCUAAUGGCCCUCAGUUGAUAAAACCUAAUUCACGAAGUGAUGAUUACGAUACCAUUAAACCAAGCAUCCAAACCCAGUAUUACACUCCAAAACAAAACAAACAAUCGGAAUACCGAUACCCAGCUGAGAACGAGAGCGGCGUCGUGCAAGUCGAGUUUAACGGCCAAUCUUUAGAACCAAGAGAUAUACAAACUCCUGACUCGGAAUUUGAGACAGCUCGAAGUGAAUUAAGAGAUGUUGCUAAAAGCAUUAAUGAAUCAAAGUUCAAACCUAUCGUAAAUGGAACGACGGAAUCAACUUCUCCAAGCCAGGAUAAACCCAGCUUUUUCAGUCGGCAUUUAUCAAGUCCUCCGGAAAACUUGCAUGUCAUUUCAUCUGAAACUGCCGAACAAGACACAUUAGCAGACGAUACACAGAGCGAGUCAAUCGUUCACCAGGCGGGACUUACCGACUGUCUUCUGAAGACGAAAGUUGAAAAUGAAAGAAGGCAAACUGCAAGAGAAAGGCGCUCUAACUCUUGUCCCCCUACACGUAGUACCAACAUUCUUAAUAUGCUUAAAACAUGGAAGCUUUGUUUAAAACUCAAAAAGGAGCGAAGCCUUAGUGCCAGGUCAAAAGAGGAAAGUCCGCGUGCUGAAGAGACGAGUUCUGUACAAACCACGGAAACAGCUUUUGUUCCCCAACGUGCUCACAGACCUCCAUCUCAAGACCAAAGUGAAGACGUCGGAGUUUUUGUUCGUAAUGGUAUCGCGGAUGGCCAACCAAGAUCAGGACCCGCCAUUUUCAACGACGUCACAAGUCCAGAUUUUUCAUUUGAUGUUUUGACUGUUCACGAAGAGAGAGAAGUUUCCAUUGACGGAAAGACAUUGCGUAACAGGAAAACUGGAAAUCCGUCCAGUAGCACAGUAGUUGGACCAACUCAACUGAAACAGUACAAAGGAAUUAUUGGGAAUUAUUCCUUCCAGCAACCAGGAAAGUACUACUACGAGGUUGAUGUCACUUUUAAUAUCAUCCAACCACUAGAACAGACUUGGUUAGUUUUUGAGCUGGGCCUUAGCAGAAAAGAGGACAUCGAUAAACAUCACACCGUUGAAAGACACGAGUUUGCACGAUCAUUUUACGUUGCUCGUUAUCCAGAGGAUGGAAAACUGUCACAGGAAUUUUGGCACAACCGUGAUCUAAAGGCUAUCAUUCCUUUGUGUGAUAACAGUCCUGGUCUUACCGUAGAGAUGACAUAUGGUAUGCUUAUAAACACAGCAACUGGAAAAAUUACAAUAGCUGAUGUCAAGAGGGAAAAGAAGUUAUACACGUUUACUGACGUCGAUUUUUCUAAGCCAUUGUUCCCUGUUUUUGGAACUUACAAUUCUGAUCUUGUGAACGUCAUUAUGAGGAUUCGAGCUGGAGCUUCGCUGGUACAGUUUCCUCCGUUUCUUAAAGGUAAUGAAGCAUUAGAUAGUCCAAGAAAGUCGGAUCCAUUUGACUCUGAUCAACGAAUACCUGCAGAGAACGAGAAAGGCAUGAUACAACGUCAGAUCAGCAUGCCAACUAGAAUGGCGGGUGGUCAACAUAAUAUGUUAUCACCUAGAAAUAAUAUGUCAAGGAGCUCUGAAAAUAUAAAUGAAACUUCAUUCGAUAGCGCCCGCAGUGGACUGAGAACAACCACUGCGAAACCUGUCAAAUCUAAAUUUGGAUCUGUGACUAAUGGAAACUGUUCACCAAAAGAAAAACCACCACAAAGUUUCUUCAACAGAACUAGAAGUCCUCCUACAGUAAAGACGCAACCCGUUCCUGGUAAACUCCGAACAUCAGCUUCAACAUCACAGUUAGAUACCUUGUCUAGACCAUUAGGCCUUGGAGACUUUAUGAAGGAACUCGAAAAGAGAGGAAAUUUACCUAAACAGGUUCAAACUGAGAGAAGUCUGAGUCAGACUGGGGAAAAAUCAUUUCAGCCAACUUCUGAAAGAUCAUUUAAACCAAUUACUUCUCCUCUGAACCAAAGACGUUCUUAUGACACUGAUACGGACGACGAUGAAGUAUUUGCGAAAAGUUCCAGCUCGGAGGAGUUGAAAUCAGGACCAGCAACAUUCAAUGACGUGCAAUGUCCAGAUUUUGCCCUUGACGUAGACACUUGUCAUGAAGAAAGGGAGGCUUCUGUAGACGGAAAAAUAUUCAAGAAUCGCAAAACUGGUAAACCAUCAUCUGGCAACCCGAAGAAACAAUUACAACAAUACAAGGGAAUUCUUGGUAAUUUUUCCUUCAAAGAACCCGGCAAAUAUUAUUUUGAAGUGGUUGUUACGUUCAAUAUUAUCCAACCACUCGAGCAAACAUGGCUCGUGUUUGAAAUUGGUCUAUGUAGACGAGAAGAUGUUGAUAAACACCACACUGUAGAACGUCACGAGCAUGCACGAUCUUUUUACGUCGCAAGGUACCCAGAAGAUGGAAAACUAGCGCAAGAAUUUUGGCACAACCGUGAUCUCCUUGCCUAUGUACCCCUAAGCGAAAAUAAAGCAGGAUUGAACGUGGAGGUCACCUAUGGAAUGGUAGUGGACACGAAGAGGAAGAAAUGGAUCAUAGCCGACGUGAAGAAAGAGAAGAAACUGCAUACUUUUUCGGGAUUAAACUUCACCAAACCACUUUUGCCGGUAUUUGGAGCGUACAAUCCAGAUCUCAUCAGUGUUGAAAUGAAGGUUAAGACUGGUGCACAAAUUUCUUCAUAUCCUGCAUUUCUCAAAGGUCUUUAAGAUCGAAUUGAAGAAUAGUCUUGCCAAGUAUUAGUGCCAUUUAAAAAUAGAUUACAAUAAACAUAUACGUAUGUUAAGGUUUUUAGUUGGAAUUUGUCAAUAGAAAUCUAUAAAAUGUAAAUAAUUGUUUUUGUUUUACAAUUUCCAAAUUUUUAAUGCAUCGAAAAUUAUCCAAUACAGUUUUUCCAAUGUAUAAAUAUCUCAUUCUGAGUAAUUAAAUUUAACAAUGGUGUACUUAAUAAUUUGAGUUGGAAAUUGACUGUGUAUAUAUAUAUAUAGAGAAAUUGGCUGUUAUAUUUGCAUUUACUUGUGUUUGUUACUCUUAUAUAUGCAUUUAUUUUUUAUAUAAAUUCAUUGUAAUUUUAGAAUUGCUUAAGUUUGUUUUCCGUCCAUAAUUUUUAUAUACUAGUAGCAAACGAUAAUUUCCUGCUCUGAUAAAAAGACUUUUUUUAAUAUUAUUCAAAGUAGUAGUAUAAAAAUUAGCUUUGCACGGUGAAUACACGCCUUUCAAUCAGACUUAACAUGAGACAAGGGUAAAACAUUAUGAUUUUGAAGUAAAAACACACUUUUUAGUUCAUAAAUCAGCCAAAAGAUAAAGAUUAAUCAUAACAAAAAUUCAAGUAAGAGACUAAUGGGCCUCGGUUCAAAACGAAACGAUUGAUUUUGUUAAACUAUUAUGGUACAUUUUCCUUCUCGAAAUGAUUUUACUUUUAUACGUGUAAAGGAAUUAACU
Messenger RNA from Mytilus trossulus (common blue mussel), 5074 nucleotides. RefSeq lists its product as uncharacterized. The record is from RefSeq and is a predicted model, not a curated record. NCBI's taxonomy places the organism in Eukaryota, Metazoa, Mollusca, Bivalvia, Mytilida, Mytilidae. The coding region runs from base 292 to 4341 and encodes 1349 amino acids. The transcript is spliced from 15 exons. Gene Ontology annotation, molecular function: zinc ion binding.